UGGAGUGUUUAGAUCUUAUCUGGCCCUCGUACCGCCAUCGGAGAAUUUCCGAAAUUGCUGCGGCGCGAAAAAUCGAGGAUCCACCUAGCUUAAAAACUCCACUUUGAAUUCGUUCUCGAUCGUUCCUGGAGACGUUCCUUGACGAAAAAUCGCAGAGGCAGAAACGGGGUGACAUGAGUUCGCGAUAUGAAAUCCGAUUAAUUACGGAAAUCAAUCCGUAGAGUCGGCGGAUUUUGGAUUCCCUCGACUCGAUUUCGCGCGAUCGAAGAUCAAAUCAAUGAAAAGUAAAAUCGAACCCAAUUGUGCAUAUCGUAUUACGUACUGCUCUUGCUGUUUCCACGUACGUUUAAAAGAAUUCUUUGAAAACGGGUGUUAGUCGCUGUUUUUGGAUUCCAAGGAGAAUUUUUUACGUGAUUUAUUUGCGUUUAAAGGGACGAUGAAGUAGAUUCCAAGCCGAUUUAGAGAAUGUUAAUUGAGUCGAAAAUGCUACUUAUCAAAGUUGUUAAUAAUUCUCGAGGGGAGAAAUAAUUCUAGUAAAAAGAGUGUUAAUGAAAACGGUAGUGCCAUACGAUGCAAGGAGAAAUUACAAAUGGAUUGUUAAAACCUUUCGAUUUGAGGGGUUUAUCCGAUUGCCGGACUUUAACUUUGCCUUUAAAGUUUUCGAGGAUUGCGAAGAAAAAUUCUAAAGUGCUAAAUAAUAAUUAAUUAUUAUCCACUGGUGCAAGUAUUGGUCAAAAUGAAACCGCGCGGCCCACGAAUAUUUUGGUACAGCUGACCAUUGAUCAGGUGGGCAAUGUAAGGAGCCUCUGCUGGGCGCCAAGCAGAAUUCGUACAGGAUGACACCGACGGGCGGCCGAUCUCGCGCCGCCUCCGAGUCGAAUCCAGGGAUCUCCGCCAACGAGGAAUGCGUCGAGGUGACGAUCCUGGACGAAACCGGCGACGGAGGUCGACUUCCGGACGUCGUGGCCGAGAGCAAGCUCUACGGGUCGGAGGAGGAGCCCCUGGAGUCCUACCUGGCCAUCACGAUCCAGGUCUUCAUCCCCUUCCUCAUCGCCGGACUCGGCAUGGUCGGUGCCGGACUCGUCCUGGACGUGGUGCAGCAUUGGGUAGUGUUCGAGAAGGUGAACGAGCUGAUGAUCCUGGUGCCGGCUCUGUUGGGGUUGAAGGGAAAUCUGGAAAUGACCCUGGCCUCGCGACUCUCCACCCAGGCAAACCUCGGACACAUGGACACGCCUAAACAACAGUGGUACAUGAUCGUCGGGAAUCUCGUAUUAAUUCAGUGCCAGGCCAUCGUGGUCGGCUUCCUGGGGUCCUUGGUGGCCAUCGUGAUGGGAGCGUUUCGCAACGGAACCGUUUCCCUGGAUCACGCCUAUUUAUUGUGCGCCAGUAGCUUGGUCACCGCAUCCUUGGCGUCCUUCGUCCUUGGAUUGAUAACCGCGGGAGUGAUCGUCUUCUCCCGCCACUGCCACAUCAAUCCCGAUAACGUGGCCACUCCGAUAGCGGCCAGCCUGGGGGACAUCACCUCCUUGGCCCUCUUGUCCUGGAUCUCGACGGACCUGUACGAGUCCAUCGACAAGCACGAUUGGCUGGCUCCUCUGAUAAUCGCGUGCUACGUCCUCGUCACGCCUCUCUGGGUCUGGAUCGCCAAAAAGAACAAGUACACGAACGACGUCCUGUACUCCGGGUGGACCCCCGUCAUGGUGGCCAUGCUCAUCAGCAGCUGCGGGGGCCUCAUCCUGGAGUUCAUGGUGUCCCGGUUCGAGAAUCUCACGGUGUUCCAGCCGGUGAUUAACGGCGUGGGUGGAAAUCUGGUCGCGGUGCAAGCCAGCAGGAUUUCGACGGCCCUGCACAAGCAGGCCGAUCUCGGCACCCUCCUCAUCCCACCAGGCCAGACCCACCCGGUGAUCUUCAUCACGCCGAUCGCCAACUUCUUCGGCAAAGGCAUGCACGCGAGGACCACCAGGGUCCUCAUGGCGAUGGUCAUCCCGGGCCACAUAAUAUUCAUCUACAUGAUCAACUACAUGAAGGACGGCGAAACUUCCCUGACGCCGCUCUUCGUCUUCGUGUACCUCUGCGCGGCCGUGCUCCAGGUAGCGGCUCUGCUUUACAUCGCCUUCAUCAUGAUACAUUGGAUGUGGAAGAGAAAGAUCGACCCGGACAAUUCCGCCAUCCCGUACUUGACCGCGAUGGGCGACUUGCUGGGGAUCAGUCUUUUGGCGAUCGCCUUCCAGUUCUUGUACUUGGUCGGCGACCAGGACUUCGAUAUACCCAUCAAGCCCUAAUUCUAAGAUUUCCGGGUUCUCGAGAACGUACCGCGUAUUUAUUCAAGUGGAGACGACAGACUGGGAGGGACGUUCCUAAAAGGCUGUGGCCACGAGAAAGUACAUGUCGGGUGACUUGUCGACUUUAAGGAUCGUUAAAGGCCGGGUCGUUUGUACGCAGAGUACACGGGGAACGGGUAUACGUCCAUGCUUGCGUUAAUGAAAACCGCAUGACGGAAGGCAGAGAGAUAUGCUUGCUUUCGACGUCACGAGUCAGGGAGGAUACGCUCGAUGAGUUUCGUAUCGACGAGGAGGUACUGCCCGAUAAACGCAAGGUGAGGCAAAGACGGUAUUGCCGGGCAAGGUGGCAGGGCCUCGAUAUCGCGCCGUAAUUUCAUUAUUUGUGCCACCUUGCGUUUAUCCGGAGCAGCGUCAAUGCCAAACGCGAAAUGCCGGUUUCGAGUUCAUACUUCUGUGAAGAAUUGAGCAACCGUUGCGAAACCGUACGUGUAAAAAUGUUUAAUCCACCAAAGACGGUUUACUUGGUAAAGUCCGAGUGAUGGCUCACUCUUGCGUUAUCAGGUUCCGGUAGGUUAAUAUCUAUUAUUAGAAUUAUUACGGAGAGAAGUCGCAACGCGCGAUUAGGUUACGGAAGGAAGUCGGCGGCAGGAUGUUGUACAAAUACGUGGUUAAAUAUCAUGCCGAAGGAUUUUAAUUCGACCCGGCCUUUAAGGACGAGAUCUUAACGUUAAGGUCCUAUCCGUCUAAGCCCCGCGGAUUGACGAGGAAAAGUCUCGGCGUGAUUGCCUCCUUUUGUCAAUAGAAGUACCUGAGUUCGUUCGCUGCGAAGCAUCCGGCCUCGGUUUUGUGCGGUGUAGGGUUUCUUCGGACCGGGAGUCCAGAAGGAGUCUACGGCGUGAAAUUUCAUGCCAGUUCAUGACGCAGAGGGGCUUGGAAAAUCUUGGAAAAAGACGAAGACGGGUCGAGGGAGAGUUCCGUCUUACGGAUACGCGGAAGCCCCUGAAGGAUCGGUGACGUUUUAUUCAAAUCGGAGGUCGCCUCGUAAUAUUCCUUGGAAGAGAGAAUUUUUUUUAGUCUUCCGAGGUAGGCGGGUGAACGUCUCACGAGGGUAGGGAAAUUAUGCUCGGAUGUAAAGCACUCGGGUACGCGUGUCUUCGAAUAGUUGCCUUUGUAAAUACAUGACUAAGCAUGGACAAAUGACGAGUAAUUGUCGCGCCUGUGCGUUCUAUUUUUGAAAUCGCUAAGAAAAAUGGGAAGGAAAAAAAAGAUAGAGAUACGUCAAAGUUCGAUUACCGCGAAAGUUAUGCUUAAACGUUGAACCGGACGUCUUGCGGAUUUUCGAUUUCGAAUCCUUUUCGCCAGGGAUGUUCGCCACUCUUCGAGGCUCAGUGCUCGAUUUCGUGGAAGGAAACGAAGCUGCUGUUACAGGAAUCGUCAUUGCAUUUAUAUUCCGUAGAUAUCCGCUGAUUUUUCUACGCAUCGCCACCUAAACGUUGAAAGUAUUAGUUACGCCAUUCGCUUUAGGAAUGAAAUUUCAACAACUCGUUUUGUAUCCCAACUUCUCUCUUUACCGUUCAAUUCUUUCUUCGUUAACGUCCCGAGCAACUCUUGCAAAUCGUGCAACGCGCACGAAAAGUGUAAUGAAAUUCCGCUAGCAGUAAAAAUGUAGCUUUCGAGUUUCUUUUAUCUCUUGGAAUUUAAUCGUGCUCAGUGGUUUCGCGUUUUUCUUUGUCGUUACUCGGUAGGAUCGUAUGUUUUUAUACGCAGUUUUAUAAUCAAGAUUCUAAGUUGAAUCGAACGAUGCGUGUUACGAAGUUGUAAAAACGAGUGGUUCCCCUUGCCCCUCCUGGAACGCGUUACAACAAAGCCUGUAGAUUUUUUUAAAGCACCGAACCACUUCGUGCAUAAAUGAAACGUCCGUUAUGUUGAAGAAGCACUGUAAAUACGCGUACAAUGCACACCGCGAAUAUUUAUAAAUACCGUUCCGAAUGACUGAUAUUACUAUUUUGCAGAGAAAAGCCUACGAGAGAGACUCGUGAUACUUAUUUUCACGAUCCAUAGUUGAAUAUCAAAUCCGCUGUACGAACAAAGGUUUUUUCUUUUUUACAUACAUUAAUGGCGAAAGAGUAUGCGAAGUAUAUAAAGAUGAUUGUAAUCGAUUAGUUAGGAAAUGUCAAUGAUUAAGGAAGACUUUGAAGAUGAAGAUCUGCAGUAGAAAGUCGGCGAUAGUCGUAGCCAGGAAGUUUCCAUGAAAAAUUUGUUAGUUAUUCCUUGUAUAGUUGUCGAAGGUGUCAUUUAGGUAGUACGAUUUCCGUUCACGUAUCGAUCUGCAUGUAACGAAAAAAAAAGCCUAUCGACUCAGAGGUUCCUGCGUAGCAAAUCUAGUCUUGAAGAAAAAUCGUGAACUCUUAAUACUAAAGUUAUUGCCUGUUAAUUAGUGCACCGCGUGGCGGGAAACCGUGUUACAUGCCUUUAAACAUUUUGUGUUGCAAUUGUGUACAAUUAAUUAGAGCUACGGAUGUCUCGUAGAUCGAUCAACAAAAAUCCGCGCCUGUAUCGUAUAAAGGGCUUAGAAGGAAUGCUAAAGGAAAACGUCUAAAUCGUCGUCCUGUAAAUGUUGAUCUCUGUCACAUUUUGUAUCCACGAUUGUGAUCAGUAUUACGGAUAUUUAAUUUUUCAUCUUUAUGAUCUCUGAAUAUUUCGUUGCAUUUUUUUUUUUUUUUAAUGAAGUUCAACCCUUCCGACUCAUUCGCUUUUUUAAGGCUGGAAAAUUAUGCACCACGAGGGAAGUAGUGAAUUCGGUUAAUAAGUGGAUGCAGGAUGAGACAGAAAUUCGUGUUCGUGUAUAUAUUAUAAAUAGUAAAUCCUUUGUAUCAUCCGACAACUAGAAAAAAUUGUUGCUCUCGGUGCUGUAAUGUCGUGGGGUAUGUGCAACGUUUUAACAUGAUUGAGGUGACAUCCUUCAAGAUAUUGAGGAAAUUUUUGCCCGUUUUAAAAGUAAUAUCUGUACAAUUGUAAUUAGUGUAUGUUUAUCGAUGAAUGUAUUCAAAGAGUUUCGUGCCCAUUCCGAUGCAUGGAAAACGUGAGGAGUGUUAUUAAUUUUAACGUCCAUCGCUGCCUAAUAUUUCUAAACGGCCUUUUCCGCGUACUUGACGAAUUUCAGCACCUGUUAUUUUCUGUAUUAUCCGAAGAAUCAAAUAUUUCAGAAUACUCAAUUGCUGACAAUAACAUAUCUAACAGGGGUAACGUAUUUUUAGAUAGAUGUAAACGGUCCGAAUUGCCCCGCGAAGCUGGAAAACUGUUUUUAACGUUAAAAAAAAAGAUGAAAAAUUUCUGGAAAUUUUUAAUCGGUUUCUCAGGAAUUUACUUCGGCAAACUUUUAUGUUUCUAAGAAAUAUAAAGCAACGUGUCAAUCGAUGACGGCAGUGAUCUUAGCUUUCAAUUGUAAAUUGUUGAAAUUGUAGGCUAGGCUAAUAAAAGGAAAUAGACUUUUACCUA
This is a messenger RNA of Orussus abietinus, 5780 nucleotides long. RefSeq names its product solute carrier family 41 member 1. Lineage: Eukaryota; Metazoa; Arthropoda; Insecta; Hymenoptera; Orussidae. Gene Ontology annotation, cellular component: plasma membrane. Gene Ontology annotation, biological process: monoatomic cation transport. The record is from RefSeq and is a predicted model, not a curated record. The coding region runs from base 837 to 2282 and encodes 481 amino acids. Gene Ontology annotation, molecular function: monoatomic cation transmembrane transporter activity. The transcript has 7 exons.